UUAAUUAAAGAAAAUUAAUUUGUAAGUUAUAAAAAUAAGAAAAGUUUCUGUGUCAGUUUUAAAUCGUGUUUGAAAGUGCAACGGACAAUGUUAGUGAGUGACGUUUCGUAUUUUUUUUUUAAUUUAGAAUAAACAAUGGCGGUGUUUUAGUGUUGUAUUAAAGUUUUAAAAUAAAGUGUUUUGUGAUAAUGACGAGUAAUAGUCAUUGGCGUCGCUACAAUCUUGUUGGAUUCCUGUAAGAUUGUCACAAGGACAGCCCACCGCCGUCAGACGCGGCGGCCAUCAUGAAAGAAAAAAGCAAGAACGCGGCAAGAUCUAGACGGGAGAAGGAAAACGCGGAGUUCUUGGAGCUGGCGAAGCUUCUGCCUCUGCCUUCAGCCAUUACCUCGCAGCUGGACAAGGCUUCCGUUAUCAGACUCACGACCAGCUAUCUGAAGAUGCGACAGGUUUUUCCUGAUGGUCUCGGUGACGCGUGGGGAGCAGCGCCACCUCCCCCGCAGCCCCGGGAGCUGUCCAUCCGCGAGCUGGGCUCCCAUCUGCUGCAAACCUUGGACGGCUUCAUCUUCGUGGUGGCGCCUGAUGGCAAGAUCAUGUACAUCAGUGAAACAGCCUCCGUGCAUCUUGGGCUAAGUCAAGUAGAGUUAACCGGCAACUCGAUAUACGAGUACAUACACCAGUCAGACCACGAGGAGAUGACGGCGGUGCUCAGUCUGCAGCACCCGCACUCCUACCUGCCGCACCAGUACCCAGGGCUUGGCCACCCAGUUGUGGGCACGUGGGGCCCAACAGUGGACAUUGAAUGCGAACGGGCAUUCUUCAUCAGAAUGAAGUGUGUGCUCGCCAAGAGGAAUGCCGGACUCACCACAUCUGGGUAUAAGGUGAUCCACUGUUCAGGGUAUCUACGCGCGCGCCGUUUCGACGAAGGCUCCGCGCCGCUCGGACUCAUCGCUGUGGGCCACUCAUUACCGCCCUCUGCCGUCACCGAACUCAAACUACACUCAAAUAUGUUCAUGUUUCGAGCUUCUCUGGACAUGAGAAUUAUAUUCUUGGAUGCCAGAGUGGCGUCCCUCACCGGGUAUGAACCCCAGGACCUCAUCGAGAAGACCCUAUACCACUACAUCCACGGAACCGACGUGUUACACAUGAGAGACUCACAUUGUACAUUGCUAACGAAAGGUCAAGUGACCUCCCGCUAUUACCGGUUCCUAACUAAGAGUGGCGGGUGGGUGUGGAUGCAGAGCUACGCCACCAUCGUGCACAACUCCAGGUCUUCAAGACCGCAUUGUAUCGUCUCCGUCAACUAUGUACUAAGUGACGUCGAAGAAAAGCACCUCAUCUUAAACAUCAGUCAAUCAGCGAAGUACCACACGGAGUGCCCCACGCCGCAAGCACCCCCCACCACCUCCCCCCAGAUCCCCCACAGACACGAGAAACUCCCCGUCGGGGUCACGGAGAGCGAGUACAGUGACUCCUCCGGGGGCUACACUUACCCCGACUAUAAUAUACCUGUCAUACCCCCCUACGACGCUCAAGAUGACUACCACCAACAAAAUGGCUCCUACCAAGAGAUCUUCUACGAGAAUUAUACAGAAAGCAACGAAAUACUACCAAAUUAUGUCUCUUACCCCCAAAAUCAGCGGCCAUUCUCAGCUAGUUCCUCAUCUUGUAGCUCAGUCGAGGGCCCAGAAAUAACGAAUCAAUAUAAUUACACAAAUUUAAUAUCAUUCUAUGGAAACCAGAAUCAAAAUGGCCGACCUGUAGUCGAUAAUUUCGCGGGAACAUUUGGGAAGCUUACUCCAAGUCCUGCCGUCCAGGAAGGUGGAUAUACGAGUGUUAUAGUUGAUAAUACACAACAGUUUCAUCAUCAUAGUGCAGGAGUUAACGAAUUUGUGCAUUGACAGAAAAACAAUAGUUCAAAGAAAAAAGUGCACCGUUUUUUUACGGUUUUUUAAAGCUCUCUUGAGAAGGACGGAGAUAUAGGAACAGAUAGUGAUGUCUCUCUCAUAAAAGAGCUUAGUCGAUUCAUAAAUUGUGUUAUAGAAGGAUAUUGUGUUGAUUUGACGAAUACAUUUUUGUAUUUACGAUAAGUUUUUAACACUAAAGAUAUUUGUUCAGUCUUAAUAUGAAAAUCAUCGUCAUAUUAUGAGUAUGGAAAUAAUAAUAAUGAUUCUGUUGUACUUAGACCUAAAAACUGGUUUUUUUUAGGGCGGGAGUUUAGGUAACUGUACUAUAUUGUAUUGCCACGGAAAAAAUAUCGCAAAUGUAUAUAAAAUUGUAAAUAAUAACAAAAUAAACUAGUUUU
This is a messenger RNA of Trichoplusia ni (cabbage looper), 2302 nucleotides long. It is a transcript of the gene sim, whose product is annotated as single-minded homolog 1. Gene Ontology annotation, molecular function: RNA polymerase II transcription regulatory region sequence-specific DNA binding; DNA-binding transcription factor activity, RNA polymerase II-specific; protein dimerization activity. The record is from RefSeq and is a predicted model, not a curated record. The transcript is spliced from 9 exons. Gene Ontology annotation, biological process: regulation of transcription by RNA polymerase II. NCBI's taxonomy places the organism in Eukaryota, Metazoa, Arthropoda, Insecta, Lepidoptera, Noctuidae. The coding region runs from base 285 to 1898 and encodes 537 amino acids. Gene Ontology annotation, cellular component: nucleus; cytoplasm; transcription regulator complex.